UUUCCAGACUCAUCUCCACACCCAUUAAAUCAUUCACUCACUCAUCAAUCCCUCCAUACACUUUAAAACAUUCAUUAGGAAUUUGCAACUUGGAUUCAGCCAAGAAAAAUGGGUGUUGAUUACUACAAGAUAUUGCAGGUGGACAAGAAUGCGAAAGACGACGACUUGAAGAAAGCUUACCGAAAGCUCGCUAUGAAAUGGCAUCCCGACAAGAAUCCCAACAACAAGAAAGACGCCGAGGCCAAAUUCAAGCAGAUUUCCGAAGCCUAUGAUGUUCUGAGUGAUCCUCAAAAGCGAGCUGUAUACGAUCAGUACGGCGAAGAAGGUCUCAAGGGCGGUGUGCCGCCGCCGGAAACCGCUGGCGGCGCCACGUUCUUCCAAUCAGGAGACGGCCCGAACGUGUUCCGAUUCAAUCCACGAAACGCCGACGACAUAUUUGCAGAAUUCUUCGGCUUCUCCAGCGGCGGCGGCGGAGGAGGAAUGAGGGGCGCCACUAGAGGCUUCGGAGGGUCCAUGUUCGGCGACGACAUCUUCAGCUCAUUCGGCGGCGGCGACGCCAGGCCGAUGAGUCCCGGCCCCAGAAAGGCGCCGCCGAUCGAGCAGAAGCUGCCGUGCACAUUGGAAGAGCUGUACAAGGGAGGUACGAAGAAGAUGAAAAUCUCCAGAGAGAUAUACGACGCCAGUGGGAAGACAUUGCCGGUGGAGGAGAUUCUGACGAUUGACAUCAAACGAGGGUGGAAGAAGGGGACCAAGAUCACCUUCCCGGAGAAGGGGAACGAGCAGCCCAAUGUGAUCCCUUCCGAUUUAGUGUUCAUAAUCGAUGAGAAGCCGCACAGAGUCUUCACCAGAGAUGGAAACGAUCUUGUUGUAACGCAGAGGGUAUCUCUGGCUGAAGCGUUGACGGGAUACACACUUCACCUCACUACAUUGGAUGGGAGAACGCUCACCGUCCCCAUCAACACCGUCAUCCAUCCUGACUACGAAGAGGUGGUUCCUGGGGAAGGUAUGCCUUUACCUAAAGACCCUUCCAAGAAGGGCAAUCUCAGAAUCAAAUUCAACAUUAAGUUCCCAACUAGGUUAACGCCUGAUCAGAAAUCUGGAAUCAAGAAACUACUUUCUGCUUGAUUUUUUGAGUUUUGAAGGAUAUAUGUAUACAUUGUAACAUGUUUGUUACUAUAUCAACAAAUAGUGCUUGUUGAACUUGAUUGUUUAUCCUAUGUCAUCUUGUAUAUCCAGCCUUUGAAGAAGUUCAAGCUAUGAAGGUUUUCUUUA
Molecule: messenger RNA, 1272 nt
Organism: Salvia hispanica
Lineage: Eukaryota; Viridiplantae; Streptophyta; Magnoliopsida; Lamiales; Lamiaceae
Cellular component (GO): cytosol
Molecular function (GO): protein-folding chaperone binding
Source: RefSeq, a predicted model, not a curated record